Molecule: messenger RNA, 1174 nt
Organism: Indicator indicator
Lineage: Eukaryota; Metazoa; Chordata; Aves; Piciformes; Indicatoridae
Gene: UBE2I
Product: ubiquitin conjugating enzyme E2 I
Exons: 7
Coding region: 109-585 (158 amino acids)
Biological process (GO): protein sumoylation
Cellular component (GO): nucleus
Molecular function (GO): SUMO conjugating enzyme activity
Source: RefSeq, a predicted model, not a curated record
GGCGCAGCGGCACGGACGGAUCGGGUUAAGGGACAUAGCACUGCUACGUUCCGCACCGAGGAAAGAGGGAGGGAAACUCCGGACCAGAGACAAAGAGGGACUCUGAAUAUGUCUGGCAUAGCUCUUAGCAGACUCGCACAGGAGAGAAAAGCCUGGAGGAAAGAUCAUCCAUUUGGAUUUGUAGCAGUACCUACAAAAAAUCCAGAUGGCACAAUGAAUCUAAUGAACUGGGAGUGUGCUAUUCCAGGAAAGAAAGGGACACCGUGGGAAGGUGGCUUAUUUAAACUACGGAUGCUUUUCAAGGACGACUACCCUUCUUCACCCCCAAAAUGUAAAUUUGAGCCACCAUUAUUCCACCCAAAUGUGUAUCCUUCAGGCACAGUGUGUCUCUCCAUCUUAGAGGAGGAUAAGGACUGGAGGCCAGCAAUCACAAUUAAACAGAUCUUGUUAGGAAUACAAGAACUUCUAAAUGAACCAAAUAUUCAAGACCCAGCUCAAGCAGAGGCUUACACAAUUUACUGCCAAAACAGAGUGGAAUAUGAAAAGAGGGUUCGAGCACAAGCCAAGAAGUUUGCACCAUCAUAAGCAUCUGUCAUGCAGCAUCUUAAAAAGGAAGGGAUUGGUUUGGCAAGAACUUGUUUACAAAACUUUUGCAAAAUCUAAUGUUGCUAUGUACAAUUAAUAUCCACUUAGGGGAGGGGGUUGUAUGUGUGCCAUUUUCCAUAUUCGCCACUUGUAUACAGUUCUAAAUUUGCUGAAUUGCCCCCAGUUUUUUCAUACAGGGUCUCUUCCUUCAGUCUUUUGUAUUUUUGAUUGUUAUGUAAAACUUGCUUUUAUUUUAAUAUUGAUGUCAGUAUUUCGACUGCUGUAAAAUUAUAAACUUUUAUACUUCUAUAAAUUCACUAGUAUCUCUAGUUACUUUGCUAUCUGAUGCAGGCAUGCUUUAAAAUGUUAGAACUAUAUUUAGCCUCUAGCUGGCUGUAUGAAAAAGAAAAUCAUGCCCUCCACCCCCUUCCCUCCCUGAAUUUGUUUUUCUAUCUUUCAGAAACUAGGUUGUAAUUGCUUAAGAGCCUCUGAGAUCCAAAGUCAGCCAGCAUCCUUACUCUGCAUCACUUCCUUUGUGUUUAUAUGGCGUUGUCUGUGUUGCUGUUUAGAGUAAAUAAACUGUUUAUAU